Cylindrotheca closterium is the source of this 294-nucleotide messenger RNA. NCBI's taxonomy places the organism in Eukaryota, Bacillariophyta, Bacillariophyceae, Bacillariales, Bacillariaceae. The record is from the annotation of a GenBank genome assembly.
AUGACUCUUAGUCGAUGGCGACACAUCAAAAGGGUAAUCAAGUACAACAACAACAACAAGAGCUUCACUUGUGGGCAUGCUUGCUACAAUCCUCCACACAAGUAUGACAUGGGAUAUCGAGUCAUUGUUGAUAACUGCAACAGCUUGACACUGCAUGCGGAGCUUGACCAAUGUUGUGACGAGAUGACAUGGAAGUUCAUGGGAUAUGGGGAGAGUGGCCUAGUCAAACGGAUUGUAGGUAAGAAGAAGAACUUUGUGUCGGACUGUCAAGAAGCGCUUGCUAAUGUUUGCUAA